Molecule: messenger RNA, 806 nt
Organism: Phytomonas sp. Hart1
Lineage: Eukaryota; Euglenozoa; Kinetoplastea; Trypanosomatida; Trypanosomatidae
Source: the annotation of a GenBank genome assembly
UAAGGCAGGACAAAUUCACACGCGAGCCGAUCCCCCUCUUUUUUAUUCCCCAUAAAAAGGAAAAUUAAAAUAAAAUAAAGGAACAAAAUGCCGCGCGAGAUCAAAAACUUGAAGGAGUUUCUUGCGAUUUGCUCCCGCAAGGACGCGCGCUGCGUGAAGGUCAAGCACAAUCCGAAGGUUUCCAAGUUUAAGGUCCGCUGCAGCCGCUACCUUUACACCCUUGUCGUAUCCGAUAAGAAAAAGGCUGACAAAAUCGAGCGCUCAAUCCAUCCUUCUGUGAAGAAGAUCACCAUUACCGCGCGCAGCCAUGCGAACACGAACGCGAGCUCCAAAUAAACUUUAUACCAUAAAAAAAGAAGAGCAAAACGUCCGAAAGGGGAAGGAAGGAAUGAGUAGAGAGUGGUAAACUCGUUUUUUUACUUUGUGAAUUUUUCAACAGGCGUGGAAUUUUUGCCAGGACGGAACCAGAGCCGUCAAAGAAGACGAAGCGAUGACGGGUACAAGAGUGCAAUCUCGUGUGCUAUUGCUCUCUCUCUAUGUGUUGUGUUUUAUUGUUUACCUUUUUAACCAAAGUAAAUAAUAAUAAAAAUAAGAAUUUUACAAAAAGGAGAAAGUUCUUACUUCACAUUCAAGAGAUUCCUACACCUUUAUGUGGAGGAGGGAAGACUACACCUUUCCAUGUCACCGUGCCUGAUAUGGUGUUAGAUGCUUAAUCCGGUUUUGCGACUGCUUGAUUUUCCAUAACUGUUUCUGUCUCACCCACUUUUUUUUUCUUAUAAAAAAAACAUUUAUACUGAAUUACCAAA